Durusdinium trenchii is the source of this 737-nucleotide messenger RNA. The record is from the annotation of a GenBank genome assembly. NCBI's taxonomy places the organism in Eukaryota, Dinophyceae, Suessiales, Symbiodiniaceae.
UCAAGCCGUGUUGGGACGUGGGCGCGAUGUUGUAUUAGGCUGUAUGGUCGAAGUGGACGUGUUACCAGUAGAGGCAGAUGACGAAGAUGUCCAGGGUGCAGAGGCAGGAACUUGCAUUGGAGCUAUCAUGGCCCAUGCCUUGAGCGAUGAUGAAGAAGAGGUCAAAGGUGCCCACCAUGGUCGACCACAUCCUCCUGGCAGAGCAACCGCAGAAAAGCAACAGAGAGGUCCACACCCUCAAAUUAGCAAACUGCUUGCUAGCCCCAGGCGCUACACGGAGUUGCGCGAGUAUGUGAAAUACCAAGACUUUUGGCGAGUGCCUCAUUUCUUCAGAGACAUGGAGGCAGAUCUGGAGGAUGAGGAAGAGUACAUCGAGUCGUUGCAUAUGCCAGAGGAGGACGAGCCGAAACGGCGGGUACGGCUUCUAGCCCAAAGUGAGAGAGAGUUUCUCAUCCAGGGCUUGCGGCAGCAGUUUCAAAAAGCUACGGCCGCUUACUUGACAGCAGCUGCGGCAGCACCAAACAGCCGACCGAAGGAGCAUUUGGAAGACUUGGAGCGGAUCAAGCAGGACAUUGCCAAUCUGAGCCAUCCUUAUGUUUUUGUGGAGGCUUGAAGAGUUGGUGGCGCAGUGCUGCGGAUCACUGCGGAAUGCCGUGCAGAUGAUUUUUCCGAUGAGCUGUGUCACCCGCAUCAAAGAAUCCGGUCCCAUGAAUUCAAUGCAUGCAUGAUGCUCGGAA